ACUGUAUUCUGUAAUUAAUGCGUGUUGUGAUCGUUCUAAUUUAACUUAAAUGUGAGAAUGUGCUUAUUUAUAUGGUGUUUGGUUUAAUUAGAGGAGUGUAGAUCAGACAGUGUCGGAUGUUACAUCAUAACCCUGAAAGUUUUUUCCUGUUUGGUUCUUGUUGGGAGUCUCAGACUGCAGAUCAGAUCAGAUCAGACUAAACUGGUUUAACUGCUGUGUGUAGAACAUUAGAUGAUGGGUUUAAUCAGGUUAGGAAUGAACAGACUGACUUCAGUAGUGAGGUUUAGAGCUGCAGCAGCUCCUCCACUCACCUGCACCCAGUAUAUUCAUAAUAAUAAUAAUAUUAAUAAUAAUACUGCAGGAUCCAGGGGUUUCAGCACAGCUGGGAAUCUCAGAAUGAAUAAUAAAGGAUUAUUGUUCCGACAGUUGUUCGAGUCCUCCAGCAGUACCUACACCUACCUGUUGGCGGAUGCGGAGUCGCGGGAGGCGAUCCUGAUCGACCCGGUGCUGGAGACGGUGGAUCGAGACCUGAAGCUGAUCGAGGAGCUCGGACUCAAACUCAAAAUCGCUGCAAACACACACUGCCAUGCGGAUCAUGUGACCGGCACCGGGCUGCUGAAGAAGCGGUUGUUCGGGGUGAAGAGCGCCAUUUCCAAACACAGCGGGGCGCAGGCGGACAUCCAGCUGUCAGAUGGGGACGCCAUCGAGUUCGGCAAAUACUGUGUGUUUGUAAGAGAGACCCCAGGACACACAGACGGUUGUGUUUCAUACGUGACUAAUGACGAAUCGAUGGUGUUUCCUGGAGACGCUCUGCUCAUCAGAGGCUGCGGCAGAACUGACUUCCAACAAGGUUGUUCACGCAAACUCUACCAGUCCGUCCAUCAGAGGAUCUUCACCCUGCCAGGACACUGUCUGAUCUACCCUGCUCACGAUUAUCAAGGUCAGACCGUAUCCACAGUGGACGAGGAGAAAAAAUUCAACCCUCGAUUAACUAAAUCACUGGAGGAGUUUGUGAAGAUCAUGGACAACCUGAACCUCCCCAAACCUGCUCGAAUAGAUGUGGCGGUUCCAGCGAACCUGGUGUGUGGACUCCACGAGAUCUGAACCUGAGAUCAGACGAGCGUUUCCUCUCUAAUAUAAACAAUAAUGAUAAACUCAAACCUCUUUAUACAAGUGCAUGAUGGGAACAAGAACCUGAUUUGUUAGUAAAAUCACACACACACACACACACACACACACUCGUGCUCAGGUUAUAAUGGGGGGGGGGGGGGGGGUAGGUCGGUGGUUAGGACAGUAGGAUCGCCGGUUGUUUGGAUUCAAUUUUCUGUCAUUUUAUUUGUAUUAUUUUUAUUUGUGUGAUUUUGAGGUUUUAUUCAUUAAACAGGUAAAAAUUGUACAAAUGAAUCGUUUCAUGUCUGACACUUUGAUCUCUUUAUUAUUCUCAUGUGUUUGAUGUCUUUUACGUACAAUAACAAACUCUUUUAUAUGCUCUCCUUUUGAAUUAACCCCGCCCCUUUACCAUCAUCACCUUUUGAUCAUGCCACGCCCCUUUUCAUAAUCUCUUUUUUGAUGAUACCACGCCCCUUGCUCUGGCCCCGCCCCUCAUGACAGUAAUAUUACAGGUUAAUUGGCUGUGGCGUGUUUGUGAUGUUAGUAAAAUAAUAAAUAAUAAUAAUGGGAGCGUUUCUCUUCUGAUUGGAUGAUGAUGAUGAUCAGACUGAGCGCUUCUGUUCUUAUUAACACAAUAAA
Molecule: messenger RNA, 1749 nt
Organism: Trichomycterus rosablanca
Lineage: Eukaryota; Metazoa; Chordata; Actinopteri; Siluriformes; Trichomycteridae
Gene: ethe1
Product: ETHE1 persulfide dioxygenase
Exons: 7
Coding region: 232-1104 (290 amino acids)
Biological process (GO): glutathione metabolic process; hydrogen sulfide metabolic process
Cellular component (GO): mitochondrion
Molecular function (GO): sulfur dioxygenase activity
Source: RefSeq, a predicted model, not a curated record